AUGACCGACGCUACCUCUGCUGCCAACCUCGACACGUUCACCACCACGAACCUCGCCCUCGACCUCGAUGUCUCCUUUGCCACACAGACCAUUACCGGCAAGGCGACGCUGACGCUGACCAACAGCUCGUCCGAGCCUGCCGCCUCGGUCGUCCUCGACACCCGUGACCUGACCAUCUCGGGCGUGACGACGGCGGCGGGCGAGGCGUGCGAGUUUGCCCUCGGCGACGCCUGGGGCGCAGACGGCUGCCUCGGCGCUCCGCUCACCAUCACCCUCCCGCAGCCUGUCGCUCCCGCCGCCGCGCUGGAGCUCACCGUGGCGUACGCCACCUCGCCGGCGGCGUCGGCCCUCCAGUGGCUCGCCCCUGUCCAGACCGCCGGCGGCAAGCACCCGUACCUCAUGUCGCAGUGCCAGGCCAUCCACGCCCGCUCGCUCGUGCCGUGCCAGGACUCGCCGGCCAUCAAGGCCCCGUACUCGGCCACCGUCACCGCGCCGUCGCCGCUCCGCGUCGUCAUGUCCGCCCUCCUCGCCGACGAUCCCGCUGAGGCUGCGGCUGCCGGCGUGUGGCACUUCAACCAGCCGGUCCCCAUCCCGUCGUACCUCCUCGCCAUCGCCGUCGGCAACCUCGCCGAGAAGCCCGUCGGCCCGCGCUCGUCGGUCCUCUGCGAGCCCGAGCUCAUCGAUGCCUGCGAGUACGAGUUUGGCGAGCACACCGAGACCUUUGUCGCCGGCGGCGAGGACCUGCUUGGGCCCUACGUCUGGGGCCGCUACGACCUCCUUGUCCUCCCGCCCUCGUUUGCCUACGGCGGCAUGGAGAACCCGUGCACCACGUACGUGACCCCGACCCUCCUCGCCGGCGACCGCUCGCUCGUCAACGUCGUCGCCCACGAAAUCGGCCACUCAUGGAUGGGCAACCUUGUGACGUCAGCCUCGUGGUCCGACUUUUGGCUCAACGAGGGCCACACUGUCUACGUCGAGCGCCGCCUCCUCGGCAACCUCCACGGCGAGGCCUUCCGCCAGUUUGAGGCCAUGCAGGGCUGGGCCACCCUCUCCAAAACCGUCAACGACGUGUUUGGCGCCGACCACCCGUACACCUGCCUCGUCCCUGACCUUUCUGGCGGCAUCGAUCCCGACGACGUCUUCUCCUCGGUUCCGUACGAGAAGGGCUUUGCCCUCCUCUUCCACCUCGAGUCGCUCGUCGGCGGCAUCGAGCCAAUGGAGGCCUUCCUCAAGGCUUACGUCGCCGCUUUUGCCAACAAGUCGGUCACCACCGCUGAGUGGCAUGCCUUCUUCCUCGCCCACUUUGCCGACUCGGUCGACCCGGCCGUCCUCGACGCCAUCGACUGGCAGGCCUGGUUCCACGCCCCGGGCAUGCCGCCGGUCACUCCGGUGUUUGACGACUCGCUCGCCUUUGUCGGCGACGCUGCAGACAUCGCCGGCUGGCACUCGGGCCAGGUCGUCCAGGUUCUCGACGAUCUCGUCGCCGCCCAGGCCGACGGCGCUGUCAUCCCACCGCCCACCCUCGCCGCCCUCGACGCCGCCUAUGGCCUCUCGUCUUCAGGCAACUACGAGAUCCUCUUCGCCUGGGUCAUUCUCGCCAUCAAGACCGACUACGAGCCCAUCAUCGACGUUGCUGUCCGCCUCGUCACCUCGCAGGGCCGCAUGAAGUUCACCCGUCCUACCUACCGCGCCCUCCACGCCUCGACCAUCGGCAAGGACAUUGCUGUCGCCACCUUUACCGCCAAUCGCGAGCGCUACCACCCGAUCUGCGCCAAGAUGGUUGCCAAGGACCUCGGCCUCUAGCCCGCCCACGCCCAGCCUGCUGGCCACACGCUAAAUUCGCCGAGCGGCGGUGCCUACAGUGCCGACGAGUUGCCAACAAGCGCUCCGCCAUCGACCGGAAU
Molecule: messenger RNA, 1904 nt
Organism: Thecamonas trahens ATCC 50062
Lineage: Eukaryota; Apusomonadida; Apusomonadidae
Product: leukotriene A4 hydrolase
Exons: 2
Coding region: 1-1803 (600 amino acids)
Biological process (GO): proteolysis
Cellular component (GO): cytosol
Molecular function (GO): metallopeptidase activity; zinc ion binding
Source: RefSeq, a predicted model, not a curated record